GCGGCGCCCUUGGCCGAACGCGGCCGUUGCGGCGGCGGGCGGGAUGUCCACGGCGAUGGCGGCCGGCCCUGAAGCCGAGGGCGACGCCGCGGCCGCGCGCGUCGCGACGGCGGAGGAGGAGCCGCCGCAGGAGGACGCCGCCCUCCGGCUGCGCAUGAGCAGGCUGGUGCUGUGCCACCAGCUGUCCACCCUGACCCUCAGCUUGCUGACUCUGCAGCCCAGGGCGCAGCUGCUCAUGGACGCCACGUCUGGCGACACCGCGCAGGUUGCUUGGCGGACCAGCACCGUCCAGGGGCGGCGCUGGUGGCGCUGUCGGACUUCCUCGUGA
Molecule: messenger RNA, 328 nt
Organism: Prorocentrum cordatum
Lineage: Eukaryota; Dinophyceae; Prorocentrales; Prorocentraceae
Source: the annotation of a GenBank genome assembly